AUGGCCAACGACGAAUACGACUUUCUCUUCAAAGUGGUGCUGAUUGGAGACUCGGGCGUCGGAAAGUCCAACCUGUUGAGUCGGUUCACCCGGAACGAGUUCAACCUAGACUCCAAGUCCACCAUCGGUGUCGAGUUCGCUACCCGGUCCAUUCAGGUCGACUCCAAGACGAUCAAGGCACAGAUUUGGGAUACUGCCGGCCAGGAGAGAUAUCGCGCCAUCACCUCUGCGUACUACAGAGGUGCCGUUGGUGCUCUGCUUGUCUACGACAUCAGCAAGCACCAGACGUACGAGAACGUCACAAGAUGGCUUAAGGAGCUUCGAGACCACGCUGAUGCCAACAUCGUCAUCAUGCUGGUUGGAAACAAGAGCGAUUUGCGGCACCUGCGAGCCGUGCCCACGGAGGAGGCCAAAGCGUUUGCCAGCGAGAACCACCUGUCGUUCAUAGAAACUUCGGCUCUCGAUGCCAGCAACGUCGAGCUCGCCUUCCAAAACAUCUUGACUGAAAUCUACCGAAUCGUGUCCAGCAAGGCACUAGACAGCGGCGAGGGAGCCCAAGCCCCGAUGGCAGGCACCAACAUUUCACUGAGCAAGUCCCCCGACGAUGGCGCGAAGCAGGGUGGGAAGUGCUGUUGA
Anthostomella pinea is the source of this 636-nucleotide messenger RNA. The record is from the annotation of a GenBank genome assembly. NCBI's taxonomy places the organism in Eukaryota, Fungi, Ascomycota, Sordariomycetes, Xylariales, Xylariaceae.